CUGCUUGAUUUAACGGCCAAACGUCAUACCAAAUUUCUUGCAAAAGGCUUUCCUCCGGAAAAACUCAAUUUUCUGGACGAUUUUUUAUAUUUUUGCACUAAACUGUUGUCCAGUCUUUGGUAUUUGUAUUGUUGGUGUGGAAUUAUAGAAAUUUUAGUGGAAAAAUGACGGAAUCAGCGCAAACUGUGAAGAAUUGCAUCACGCUCAGCGGUUCAUCAACAAUCAUCUGCGAAUAUCUCAAUUAUGGCGUGAAUUCCAUCCUCUUCCAGCGAGGAAUCUACCCACCAGAAUCUUUCUCCACGACUCAGCAAUACGGUUUAACAAUUUUCAUGUCAAAAGACGAGAAAAUUACAGAAUUCCUGAGCAAGGUUCUGUCUCAGGCACAAGAAUGGAUCACGAAUAACAAGGUGGAGAAGAUCUCUUUGGUCAUCACGAAUGCCCACACUAAGGAGACUUUGGAGUGCUGGGAUUUCAAGAUUGACAGCGAUCGGGAGAAUAUUUCCAGGGAAAAUGGGAAGGAUACAACUUCUUCCAAGGAUUUGAAGAGGAUUCAGCAGGAAAUUCGAGAUGUCAUGAGACAAAUUAGUGCCACUGUGUCUUUUUUGCCGCUGUUGGACUGUGUCUGUUCCUUUGAUGUGCUCAUUUAUACGCUCCGGGACAUGGAAGUCCCUGAGCAAUGGGACAAUACUGAGGGUGUUUUUAUCCAGAAUGCUCAGGCAGUUCAGCUGAAAUCUUUCUCCACUGGCCUGCAUAAGAUGACCACGAUUGUUAAUUACAAAAUGAAUUUGUGAAUUUUCCAGCUUUUCCCAGUUUUUCCAAAGUUUUCGUCAAGUUUUCAAAUACACGUCAAAACUC
Messenger RNA from Phlebotomus papatasi, 855 nucleotides. RefSeq names its product mitotic spindle assembly checkpoint protein MAD2A (gene mad2). The record is from RefSeq and is a predicted model, not a curated record. Gene Ontology annotation, biological process: mitotic spindle assembly checkpoint signaling. Lineage: Eukaryota; Metazoa; Arthropoda; Insecta; Diptera; Psychodidae. The transcript has 2 exons. The coding region runs from base 165 to 791 and encodes 208 amino acids. Gene Ontology annotation, cellular component: kinetochore; nucleoplasm; cytoplasm.